Adineta ricciae is the source of this 477-nucleotide messenger RNA. NCBI's taxonomy places the organism in Eukaryota, Metazoa, Rotifera, Eurotatoria, Adinetida, Adinetidae. The record is from the annotation of a GenBank genome assembly.
AUGCCAGCUUCACGAGCUUUAUGCGCUGCACCGCGUCAUGUUUAUGCCGGUAUGGUUACGAACAAGACAAGUAAACCCGUUAAAUGUACGAUUCAUUAUGCAACUGGCGCAAACAAUGCCGAAGAAUCCAUUUCUGUCACAUUGGAUGCCGGUGGUCGAGCUUGUAUACCUGAACGUGAUUAUCAACCGUCACCUGACGCAACAUUUACAUGUCGUAAAGUUGUAUCUCGUAUCGAAGUUCAAGAUGACAAUAAAACUUANGAUUAUCAACCGUCACCUGACGCAACAUUUACAUGUCGUAAAGUUGCAUCUCGUAUCGAAGUUCAAGAUGACAAUAAAACUUAUCAACUUGAACAACCAUUUGAUGGUGUGACAUGUCCAGUCACGGAAUGGAAAUUCGAUAUAGACAAUGAUCACAUUCUUUCAAUUAAUCCAAGUGCACCAACGAAAAUAGACAGUAUUAUUGCUGCUCAUUAA